Molecule: messenger RNA, 1675 nt
Organism: Capsicum annuum
Lineage: Eukaryota; Viridiplantae; Streptophyta; Magnoliopsida; Solanales; Solanaceae
Exons: 5
Coding region: 116-1585 (489 amino acids)
Source: RefSeq, a predicted model, not a curated record
CAGAUUGUCACCUAACAGAAAUUCAUUUCUCAUUGACUGGUAGUUUCCCUGCUAGGACAAACGCUUCUUUCUUCAUGAAAGCUUCAAUCACAAACCACAGAGACCUAUUCAUCUCAUGGAAACACCUUCGCAGAUUCGUGAUUUACACUCGCGUAACAUUUCUCUCCUCGUGGAAAUUGAGACUCUUCGUGCAUCCAACCAAAGUCUCCAAUCAGAAUUGACACAAAAGGAUGAACUCCUUCACCAAACUCAGCUGCAGAAGGACGAUGCUCUCAAGAAAUACGUUGAUCUUUCGAAGGAAAGAGACACACUUCGUGUCGCGAUUCAGAGACUUGAGGAUGAUUUCUACGAAGAAACAGAGAGAAUUAGGACCGAGCUCGAGGUUUCUAGGAAGAAAGCUGAGGAACUAGUAGCUGAGAAAAGAGAACAAUCAGAAGUUUGUUCGCGUAACUUGGAGAUCAUGCAAUCAGCGAAGCAUGGCUUAAUGAGGUUAGUUGAGAAUCUUGAUUUGACUCCUAAUAGAUCGGGAGAUUCUGAGUUAAAGAGCGAAAAGACAAAACUGUUGAAUGAAAAAUCUACCGUGUUUUCUUUGGUUGUGGAGCUGGUGAACUUGGUCGAGGAAAAAUGGGGAGAGUAUGAGGAGACGAGGAAAAAGGAGAAGAGAGAAUUGGAGAAGAGUGUGAUGAGUUUAACAGAGGAGAAUCGAGAUGCUAGUAGCUUGCUUAAAAUUGCUUUGGUGGAAAAGGAAGCGGCGGAGAAGAGUUUGAACAGAUUAAGAGGCAAUACUGAACAGAAGAAAGCAGCCAUUUUGCAGAUUGCAGAGAGAGGGUUACAAAGAGUUGGAUUUGGGUUCGGGUUUAUGAUGGGAAGUGCAACCACUGAAACAUCUUCAGAUAAUGAUGAAUGUGAAAAAGAAGCUGUUACUCUGGCCUCAACUGUAGAAACAAUAACAAAGAAGUUAAGAGUUGAAAUCACACAGUUGCAGAAGUCGUUGGAGGAAUCUAGGUCAGACAUGGAGUCUCUGCAGCAUCUAUCAGACAAACAAAGUCAGAAACUAGCAGAAAAUAUGAUCUACAUUAAAGAAUUGGAAGAUAAGAAAAUGAUGCUUACUCAAAAGGUUGAAGAACUCAUGAACGAAAAUAAAGAAGCUGAAGAAGAAAUUUCUAGAUGGAGAGCGGCUUGUGAAAUGGAAGUGGAAGCUGGAAAGAAAGCUAUUAAGGAGAACAAAGAACUGGCCAAUAUUCUGAAAGAAGAACUAGAAAAGACCAGAACUGCUUUACGUACUACAAAUAGCAUGUUGAAACUGAAAGAUGAACUAGAGGAGGCAGCCAUCUGUGCCAGGGAAGCAGCUGAGAGAGAUCUCCAGCUUGCGGACAGCAGGGCUACUGAGCUACGUAAGCAGAUUGUGGAGCUAACAAAACAAUUAGAAGUUGCAGGGAAAAAGGAGCAAAUAAAUCGCCGUAGAGUAAGGCAUGUGUGCUGGCCAAUGCGAUCUCUCAAGUUCUGCGAUGCUACUAAUACAACUGCUGCACGAAAUGUUACACGGAUGCUACCAGAAAUGCAAGCAUUUAUCCGUAACACUUGAACUUUUAGCCUUCAGUUAAAUGUUGUUCAUGAAUUUCUGCUUCCAUCUAGUGAAGGAUACUGCUACAGUUGAAUAAUUCUUGUUUCUGAA